Messenger RNA from Anopheles merus, 1188 nucleotides. RefSeq names its product early growth response protein 1-A (gene hkb). Gene Ontology annotation, biological process: regulation of transcription by RNA polymerase II. The transcript is spliced from 2 exons. Gene Ontology annotation, molecular function: DNA-binding transcription factor activity, RNA polymerase II-specific; RNA polymerase II cis-regulatory region sequence-specific DNA binding. The record is from RefSeq and is a predicted model, not a curated record. NCBI's taxonomy places the organism in Eukaryota, Metazoa, Arthropoda, Insecta, Diptera, Culicidae. Bases 85 to 972 code for a protein of 295 amino acids.
GCCAAGUGUAAACAUCUCGUGUAGCUCGUGCGCCAGAGUAUUUGUAGACCGUAAUCGCUGGAAAGUAUCGCAUAAGUGAACAACAUGUCGGCCAAAGCACUAACGCCACCUCAGACGUACUCACGGCUAUUCCGUCCAUGGGACGGUAAGGAGGCAAAGUUGGAAGUGCCUUCGGGAACGCGCAGUGAGCCAAGUCCAAGCCGUGUUAGUGAUGAAGAGUCUGACUGUUACAGUGACAGUGAAAGUGAGCAGACGAUUAAAUCGGAACCAAUGGACUACAAUCACAGUCCCGUGAAAUUAAGUGCUAAUCUCGGAACAAACGUUGCAAUCCCGUCGGAUCCCUCCAUGUUGCAUUAUCCUUCAGCGGAUGUGGCCGCGUACUACCACUACUGUUAUCAGCAGCAGCAGCUCCAGCUUGCCGAACAUCCACUUCCGACGCAAAUACACGCGGAGGCACCGCGAGUUUCGGGGCCAAUGGGAGCGUUCGGAGCGUCCGGUUUACCGCCAAUGAUCGAUCCACUAGGAUUUACGUACGACCAAAUGGAGCAAGAGUAUAUGCGUGUUCUGAGUGAGGAUGCUAAGGCAAAACUGCUGGCCAGUCGCAAACAGCGGCCAAAGAAGUUUAAAUGUCCGCACUGUGAUGUAGCAUUUUCCAACAAUGGCCAGCUCAAGGGACAUAUUAGAAUUCAUACUGGAGAGCGACCGUUCAAGUGUGAUGAGCCCAGUUGCAGUAAAACAUUCACCCGGAAUGAGGAGCUAACGCGCCAUAAACGUAUUCAUACCGGUAUCCGACCCUACGGAUGUCAGACAUGUGGGAAAAAAUUUGGCCGCCGGGAUCAUCUUAAGAAGCAUAGUAAAACUCACUUGCCUCAGGAACGGUACACGUACGGGCUAAUGCCCGCGUCGGCUGCCGCGGCCGCUGCUGCGGCUAUGCUAAUGCCAAUGUACGCGACACAUGUCUUUGGGUACUAGAGAUUGUUCUCUACACACACCAUUGCCAUUUUUUAAUAUAAAACCCAGUGAUCGUGUCGAUAGCAUAUACUAUCGAUCGUGAUAAAGUCAUUGCCACUAACGUUCGGAACUAUUGUUUGGAAGCACUCGCUUAUACUAUAGUUUGAGAGUUUAAAGGACUACUAGAAUUAAGCAUGGACAAAUGUUUUCGUGGAGUAUCUUGGAAAAGGUUGUUCU